Amoebophrya sp. A120 is the source of this 4739-nucleotide messenger RNA. Lineage: Eukaryota; Dinophyceae; Syndiniales; Amoebophryaceae. The record is from the annotation of a GenBank genome assembly.
GCGAGGAAAAUAGAAGACGCCCGUGCGCGCGCCAGCAGCGUUUUUCGAUUUCCGUAUGAGUUGUAAGUGUCGCGUCCUACCUAGAAAGCAAGCAUGUGCAAGCGGUCCUAGCUGUUGUUUUCUGAAGCAGAAGGUUGCAAAGGCCACACCAAGUACAACUCGUAGAACGCUGAAAGUCAUCAUGAGUGCGGCCGUUGACGUCGGCAGUUGCGGUGCCGCGAUUCCUGCGGCGCAGGAAAGUUUUCUGCGCCGCCUGCCGCCGAACAUGGGAACGGACGGUGGCGUGAUCAUAACGAAGGACAAUUUCGACGAGCUUACGAAGCUUGUAAAGGAAGGCAAGUUGGAAAGUUUCGAGCAGCUGCUGGGGAAAACCGAAACCGCAUUACCAAGUUUCGACGUGCGGGACUUCGGACUCGAAGUCGGCUUCUUCAAGGAGGGCGAGGAUCCGGAUCCAAGCGACGACGGGGAACAAGACAGCGCGGACAGUUCGAGUGCAGUAGAGAGACGUACGAGCCAGAGUGACGACGUCGAGGAAGAAGCUGCCGCGAAGCGGAGAAAAAUCGCAGUUUCAGCUUCGACGGCAAUGCGGCCCAAGAACGCGAUAGGAGAUGCCUCGGAAGUCAACAACACUGACGUCGAUAUGAAAGACGCAACUACAGCUGCUGGGACGACUACAGCAGAGCCAUGUGAUGUCGAAAAAGGUUGUAAAUCAAGUCUUGCGGCACAGGCUGCACCUGCUCAUUCCCCGAAGUUUUUCCCGCUCCGGAACAGCCAGUUCGUCUUCGACUGCGAGUUUGUACAGCGAGUGCAAAAAUUCGUUCUGGAGUACGAAAAGGGGCACGGGGACAUGCAGAAGCAGCUGGCAGCAGUUGCUAAGCAGAAGACGUCAGGGCAGAACGCUUCUUCCCUGCUUCCGUGCGCACAGGAGGGUACGGUCGACUUCCAAGAGAUGUCUCGGCUGAACGAGCGGGCGUACGCGGGCGUGGAUGUUCUGGAGGCAAUGGACUUCACUGGGGAGGCAUACUACCACUUGACCGAGGCGCACAAGCGGCGCUUUGCGGCGGUGAAAGCUUACGGGGAAGUGAUCAACCGUUUGAAUAGCUACAUCGGUCACGCGACAGACAGUCUUCGUGCCCGUUUGACGCGGGUUCACGAUCUGCAUGUCCAGGAAGCGUCGCAGCGCUUCUUGCCCGUGCUGACCGUUGAAGUUUCCAUGCUGGGUGGGGACGUAAUCAUGUGUACAGAGCAAUCCGUUCCGGCGACGUCGGCGAAAUUCAUCGAGAGUGCACGGAAUGUCGUCCCAAAAGGACCCCUCGCACACACGUGGGAUAAGCUGGAACCCAAGAAACUGCCGCUACAUGAGUACAAUACCUCCUACCCCAACCGACCGGACUUGAAAAGCAAAAACAGAACGACGCUGGACGUGGAUUUGCAGCGCGUGCUACGAUUGGACGUCGAAAAGAAGCUAGCCGCUCUGUACGAGAAGCUCCUGUACGGUGAUCCUGCCAGCGUGGCCGUGGGGUCGUCGUGUUUGACCGUCAAAACUGGAACCAGUUCAGCAGCAUCGGGAGGCACCUCGUCAUCGAGUUUGUCUCAGCCAUCCGGUGUGACCGCAGCUGCAGCUGGACGACAGCGCAACUUUUGCGACGUUUUGCCGGUGCCGGAAGCGUCCCAGAAGCGAGGCAGCGAUCCUGAUUUGGAUCUUUUGUGGGACGUUCCAUACGAGCUAAUCGCCAUCUUCGUGAACAAUGUCGUCGGGGAUGUGACGCAGUUUGAGGAAAAAACCUCUUUGAUUGGAGGUGACGGGUUGCUCGACGAGCUGCAGCUGCUGAAGGAAGCAGGAGCCGAUAAUAUGAGCAAAGUGCGUGACGAGCUGGAAGCGGCAAAAAAGUCUCGUUCAGAACGGCGCCUGAAAGACGCUGCGCAGCGGGCGGGCGGGUUCGCGGUGGGCAGUCUGCUGACGACCGCGCUGAUGCAUCUCUGGCUGCUGGACAAGGAAUAUGUGCGACGCAUGACAAGAAUCGUGACGAUUCCGACGCCUGAGGAAGUGGCCGCGCAGAAAAAGAAGAAGAAGGAGGAAGAGGCAGCGCAAGCAGCCGCACGCGCCAAGUUGCAGGGCCAGCGGGCGGGCCGGCGCCGCAGGGGUCUUCUCCAGAGAAAUGCUCUGUUAACCGACUCAGACGACGAGAUUAUUGACCCAGACGAUAUCGAUAUAGUCGCCGUAGUCGAAGCGGCUGCCGCCACUGAUGCGGAAGCCGUUGCGGUACAACAAGAUGAGGCUGCGGCUGCGGCCGAAGAGCCCCCAACCCGUGCUGACGAAGCCGGCACAGGGGAGAACGGUACUGCGGAACAAGCCAAUAGUGCUGGAGAAGCUGUGGCAGCAGAUGAUGGCGAAGCCGAAGAACAAGCGGCAGAAGAGCAACUGGAAGUGGCGGAAACAAGCGCGCAAAAAUCAAAGAUAAACCUCACCACGAAGCAUGUGAUGGUUUCCGAUGACGAAGAUCUAAAGAGUGUGAAAGAGAUGAAGACGGGCGAUCUCUUAUGCUGAUGAAGGUUUUGAGUACCUCUUCGCGAUGGCAAUGCCGAUUUCGACAAGGUCUCGCAGUUUGAUAGAUUUCUAGUUGCUCUUUGCCUAAGCGAAGUUCUCUUUUUGCACAGGCACCUCAUAUGAAUAUGUGUGUCAUAAACUUUUGCACGAUCGUUCGAUUUCAUCGGCCGUCUGUAGUACCGUUGUAAAGACACAGAAACGAAAUAAGCAUCUGUCGCCGACCUUUUCGUCGCAUAUGCUUUCCAAGUCGGCUGCUGCGCCGGCGCGCUGGGAUGGCGCUGCCUACCGUAUGGUAAAGAAGAUCGAGUGCUCUUACUGCACCUGACGGACGAUUGCUUUGCCCCUGGCUCGCUCAAAGUGAUUGGAGCUCCUUCGGUGAAGAUUAGCGUGGAGUGCGACGCUGGUUUGAGUCUCUACAAGGACCAACGUUCCGAGGAAAUGAAGGCACGGAAGCGGCGAGACGAGGUGUCACGGCAGCAUCCUUGGCGCCUUUACGUGUGUGUCAGGAUGUUGGGGAGCAGUGACGGAGUGUCUGGACCAGGUGCAAGCAGCGGUGGAUGCGUCUACGACCAGUGCAUCGUCGGAUACGCGAUUCUUCCGACGAGAAACGUCACGCGUGUGCGCGCGGACGUCGAGCGACAAGACUACCGCCGGAACUACGACUCGGAGGAGCGCUACGGCUUCGGCUACGGCGAGUCGCGCUGGUCCCCUGACGGGGAGAUAUCUAGUCUCACUCCCGGACGGGUUGGAGUUCCGCAGUUUGGCUUCCACAGCAGUGUUGGCAUGUUCAUUGAGCGGAAAGACUUUUCGGUGUCUGGUCUGAAUUUGAUGGUGUCGCGCGAGAAGAAACUGCGAGAGGCCAUCCUCACCGAGGCGUUGUCGAAUCUGAGCGUCAUUGAAGACCCUCAAUCAAUCACUACUACACUGAGGUACUUAUGUUUUCAGUUGUGUGUUGUUGCUGCUCUGUGCACUGGCUGUGUUUCAACUUCUGUGAAUAGCCUUAUUGAGAUAGAAGAUGCAGCACAGUUGAAUAAUGAAAAAUUUUUCGCCGCGCAGGUUUGCCGAAUUGUUGGAGCGGCGAGAAGAAUUGGCGAUAAAGAAGAUCGACUGGUUUCGUGCGACAUUUCCUGUCAUCUUCUACAAGGAGUGCGAAAGCCAGUGGACUCUGCUGCGCACCUUGCUUCAGGGCUGCGACUACGGGCUGCACAUCCUAGGGCUGCAGACUGUCGUGCGCCAGCUUGGCGACUCGUUUGUUGAGGGCGCGCCCUUGACGAUGACGGAUGACGACGUAAGGAACCGGUUUGCUGGUAAAGCAACUGUGACUACGCAGAGACCUCCCCUCAAAGGAGGAACGGGAUCGGUUGCAGAGGGCAGAGCGAAAGGUGACGGGAAGAAAUCAGCGGAAAAGAAGCCUCUGGCGGCGUUCGCGGAUACCGUGUCGGGGUUGGUGAGAAUGAAUUUGUGGCGUUCGACGCAGCAAGCGAAAGCAGGCCAGGCCGACGCCGGGCCGGCUUUCGAGUUGCCGUACACGGCUCGGAAGCGCAUCCUGCGAAAGCCAUCGUACUUGUGGCGAUUCGGACCUUGGGAGCCUCUCUCAGGCGUGGAUCCGGAUUUGCGCCAGUACGACAACUUCUUCCAGUACGCCUACUGUCUGGAGAAAGCCAAACUGGACGACUCGAAAUCGGAGGAGGAAGAAUUUAGUGGCUUCAGUGACCAAGACAGCCAAAACGCAAGCACUAGUCAGGAAAACCGCAUCCUGCAGUUGCAACAGCCAGACAGCGCGUCCUCCGAAAAGAAGCGGCCCUACUGCAAGUUGCACUUUUCCCUCGCAAUAGCAGACAGAGAGAACGCUGACUAUGACUACCAUUUUCAGGAGAAUCAAUUUCGCAAGAACGAAGAGUACAAUGACCGCUACAGAAACGAUUUUUACUACUAGCGGAUGAACACCGCCUUUCUUUGCGACAGCUGAGCACGAAGGUCGUACAGGCCUAGAGAAAAGGAGUCCAUCUGUUGACAAUACUAGUUGUAGUUCGAGAAAGAGCCGCCCUGCUACUUGUCCGCUCAACGAGCAGUCGAAGCAACACUUGCUACUGUGUACCGCAAGACAGCUCGUUUUGCAUUUUCUCGAAAUUACUGAAAGGGCCUGGCCGGCGCUCUUACUUGGACUUGGUUCUGCUUCUUCACACGCCCA